This is a messenger RNA of Symphalangus syndactylus (siamang), 1234 nucleotides long. RefSeq names its product basic transcription factor 3 (gene BTF3). NCBI's taxonomy places the organism in Eukaryota, Metazoa, Chordata, Mammalia, Primates, Hylobatidae. The record is from RefSeq and is a predicted model, not a curated record.
GAGCUGCUUGAGUGGUGAGCACAAGCUGGGCACCUCCAGCGUCUCCAGGAAACGUGAACAGGCCCUUUCUUCGGAGGGUACAGAACUUCAGGAUCAGGGCCCAAUGGAGACUGAACUGACUUAACCCUAACUGCGCACAGGACCGCGCUCUCCGACCCCUUUGUGGCCUCUUCCAGAGGUAUGGGCGCGGCGCCCCAAGCCGGGAGCCUCUCGUGGGGCCUGCAGCCGGCAGCCACUGGAGCAGGAGGAGGAGAGAAGGGACUCGCUGGACCGUCACAAUCGCUGUCGCGCGUGCGCAAGGAGGAACCGAGUUCGCGGCGAAGUCAGUUUCCUGACUCUUAGAGGAAGUGGCCUUGUGUCACUUCCGGCCUCCCUUUAGCUGCCAUCUUGCGUCCCCGCGUGUGUGCGCCUAAUCUCAGCUUGUCCACCUGAGACCCCUUGAGCACCAACCCUAGUCCCCCGCGCGGCCCCUUAUUCGCUCCGACAAGAUGAAAGAAACAAUCAUGAACCAAGAAAAACUCGCCAAACUGCAGGCACAAGUGCGCAUUGGUGGGAAAGGAACUGCUCGCAGAAAGAAGAAGGUGGUUCAUAGAACAGCCACAGCGGAUGAUAAAAAACUUCAGUUCUCCUUAAAGAAGUUAGGGGUAAACAAUAUCUCUGGUAUUGAAGAGGUGAAUAUGUUUACAAACCAAGGAACAGUGAUCCACUUUAACAACCCUAAAGUUCAGGCAUCUCUGGCAGCGAACACUUUCACCAUUACAGGCCAUGCUGAGACGAAGCAGCUGACAGAAAUGCUACCCAGCAUCUUAAACCAGCUUGGUGCAGAUAGUCUGACUAGUUUAAGGAGACUGGCUGAAGCUCUGCCCAAACAAUCUGUGGAUGGAAAAGCACCACUUGCUACUGGAGAGGAUGAUGAUGAUGAAGUUCCAGAUCUUGUGGAGAAUUUUGAUGAGGCUUCCAAGAAUGAGGGAAACUGAAUUGAGUCAACUUUUGAAGAUAAAACUUGAAGAAGUUACUGGGAGCUGCUAUUUUAUAUUAUGACUGCUUUUUAAGAAAUUUUUGUUUAUGGAUCUGAUAAAAUCUAGAUCUCUAAUAUUUUUAAGCCCAAGCCCCUUGGACAUUGCAGCUCUUUUCAGUUUUUGCUUAUACACAAUUCAUUCUUUGCAGCUAAUUAAGAUGAAGAAGCCUGGGAAUCAAGUUUGAAACAAACGUUAAUAAAGUUCUUUGCCUAGUA